This is a messenger RNA of Didymella exigua CBS 183.55, 2157 nucleotides long. RefSeq lists its product as uncharacterized. Gene Ontology annotation, molecular function: protein binding. The coding region runs from base 467 to 1834 and encodes 455 amino acids. NCBI's taxonomy places the organism in Eukaryota, Fungi, Ascomycota, Dothideomycetes, Pleosporales, Didymellaceae. The record is from RefSeq and is a predicted model, not a curated record. The transcript is spliced from 2 exons.
GCAAGUCUUCGUCAAGACAGCUUGUCAUUGCUGCAAGACAUAACCCGCUCACCUCAUCGCUCCCAAGAUAAAAGCCUCAGCACGGCUCGAGAAGCCGGACAUGCUUGCACAACCAGAGAAUCGGGUUGCCAUCAAGUAGAAUACGUGUAUACUUGCACGAGUACACGUAUUCCUUAAGCUCUAGAAGUGAAGGACACUCGUGGUAACGCCAGCCUUGGCGCGCAUAUCUGCCUUUCCACGCCCCAUCGCGUCGAUGACCUGACCUUUCGUCCGACAGCUGGUCACUGACCGCACUAACAGCAGACACAGAUCACACCAACAACCCAGCAGUCCAGUAAUCAGGCAGUCAUAGUACAGUGCGGCACCAUGUCUAACCUUGAUUCGCCAGAUGCAACAAUGGUUUCGACCGCACUCGACCGCCUGGAGAAGCUCACUACUGACCAGUAUAUCGUAGCUUUCGGUCCCAAUGCCAGGCAGUUCUUCGCCACUCCGAACGGAUACGCCGCGUUCGUUACUUCGCCUAAUCCUUUCGCCCGUGUUAACCACCAACAGCGUACAGCUUCCAAUGGAAGUGCUCGGCGACAUCUCAAGCAAGCCUGUCAGGAAAAUUACGUGGGCAUCGUACGGAUCUCGCCCUGACUCCUGGUUCUUUGCCUACGAAAUGACAGAUGGCACAUCUGCCUUCCAGGUCGGCGAGACCAUCCCGCCAGCACUGCAGCAGUUCAUCGACAGAGUCCGCCCGGUGGCUGACCUCUGUUCCGCUCUACGCGUGCAACUCGGCGACAACGACUCUUUUUUCGCAUGGGCAAAGGCGUCAUGGGCAUGCCACGGCGUCCCUGCUGCAAUAGAAGCUGAGCUGUGUCAUUUGAGCGGAGCGCACAUGAGAUCCGCCACCGUCACUAGAGGUUCUUUGAAGGGAACACUGAGCCAGGUUACAUGGCACGGCGACGGAUCAUACUUCAUCGGAGGGCAGCAAGGGUACUUCUGGCACUUUGAGUCCAGUAUCGCUCACCAGGCCUGGGCCAGGCUUUGGUCAAGCGGGACUGCAGCACCGAGUCUCACGGAGCUGGCUGAGCUGGUGCUCGUGGCUCUCAACCCGCACGCCCCCGUUGGAGAGACGUUUGCGCUCAUCAAGAAGCAACACAACGCACAAGAGGCUCCAUUCGUCAUCAGCUUCUACCAAGAUACUGUGUACACAGCAGAAGCACUUGAGCCCGUACUAGAAGCCCAAGACACCCGUCUACAGCACGUCGAGCGAGAGCCGGAAAAGCCCAAGUUCUUUCGAUGGGCUGUUAGCAAGCGCACUGGGCGUCCGCACUUGAAAGACUCCUGGGAAUUGGAGCUCGAGAAGGGCAAGAAAGUCAAGGUGUGGGAGGACAUGGGGAAGAACUGGUAUAUCGUCGAAGCUGGAGGAGGAGUAAGAGGCUGGGUGCACGGCACGUGGCUCGCAUUCUGUGGUAGCAGGGUGCACAGAGACCCUCGCAGCACAUACCAGCAGUUCCAGGAGGACAUGCGGAGGCUCCUCGUCCCCGGGCAGCUUCGCGACUUCCCUCCUCUGCGCGACUACAUGAGCGAAUGCGCCAAGGUGGCGUGCCAGCCAUUGAGAGAAGGCACCCAACCAGGUAUCUGCGUCCACGACCUGCAGACGCUGCUGGAGGGCUCGGGCAAGUACUCGUAUGACUGGCUGAGGGAGGAGAGGAACGUGUGGCACCCGGACAAAUUCGCCAGGUACUGCCAUGCUCAGCACAAAGAGCACAUCAAGACGUCGGCACAGGAGGUCUUCGUACUCUACGGCGUCCUCAUGGACAUGUGCAAGCAGCAAGAGGAGGAGUAGGAACCGACGAAGGAACAGGAGCCGUGAGGUGUUUGGAAAGCUUAUUCUAGCGUGUCUCGAAAGCUUGUUCUGGCGUAAGUCGGAAGUUUUUUUCUGGCGUAACUCGAUUUUUUCUUCUGGCGCUGAUUGCAUCGCGGCAUCGCCAACUAGAUCACGAUAGCGAGCCGCAGGCCUGUCCCUUGCACUUUGGCUGUUCAGCCUCCCUUGCCCCAACGAAUGCGAGCCUCGAGGUGCAAUCCAUAUCAGGGUCUCCAUAUCAGGGUGUCCCAUCCUGGUUAGUACGCAAAGCGAGACCGGCGCGGCAAAAGUUUGGCACUUUCGCG